GGGUGGGGGGGAUGUCGCCAUGACCAAAUAUAGCACAACAAAUGAUUUUAUGACACAGGAGGAACGCAGUAUGGGCAAGCUGGGCUGGCCUGUCCUGCGGUCCUACAUGGCCCAUUGCGGAGGUGUGGCAGUGGUUUUGGGCUACUUUCUAUUUCUCGUUUUGGAGCGGUCGACGUUUGUGGUCUCUGAUUGGUGGCUGGCCAUGUGGGCGUCGGCGGAGACCGCCCCACCUGACGAUGACAUUGCGCGCGCGUUUAAUCUGCCAGCCGCAAACACCCCAGAGGGGUCUCGUUACUACAGUUUAGGAUACACUGGCUUAGCAGCACUCAACACUGUGUUUGUGUUUGGGAGGUGUCAGUUGUGGGCACUCGCCGCGGCAAAUUCGUCCAGAAAGUUGUUCGUGGGCCUGCUGAAAAG
Molecule: messenger RNA, 417 nt
Organism: Sphaeroforma arctica JP610
Lineage: Eukaryota; Ichthyosporea; Ichthyophonida
Exons: 4
Biological process (GO): transmembrane transport
Cellular component (GO): membrane
Molecular function (GO): ATPase-coupled transmembrane transporter activity; ATP binding
Source: RefSeq, a predicted model, not a curated record